Messenger RNA from Ilex paraguariensis (yerba mate), 1112 nucleotides. The record is from the annotation of a GenBank genome assembly. NCBI's taxonomy places the organism in Eukaryota, Viridiplantae, Streptophyta, Magnoliopsida, Aquifoliales, Aquifoliaceae.
GCUUCCUCUUACGCCUGCUUCUUCUCUUCUCUUCUCUCUCUCUCUCUCUACUAUUUUUGCCACCCAGAAACAAAUUCUUAUAAAUUCGUGAAUUUGAACUUCUGGGUAGCAGUAAUUUUGUAUUUUUUUUCCUUUUCUCCCUUUGGGUUUCGAAAAUUUGUGCUUUAAUGGUUGUUUACGUCUAAGGAUUUUAUUAGUUUGCAUAUCUUGGCUUUUAUCUUCUAAAGGGUGAAUGAAAAGGUCUUGGAUUAUGGUUUUCUUGAUGGGUAGUGAUAUGCUUGGAUUAUGGUAAUUGCUGGUUGCUUCCAGUGACCCAUUAAGAAUUUGAAAUUUUCUUUGUUCUGGAAAGAGAAAAAUGAAAGAUUUUGCUGGGACUCCUGGGACAGUAACUGGGUUUAUUCUUAGGAUGUCACAGUGUUUGUUUGCAGUUGGUUCAAUUGCUUCUAUGGCCACUACUAAAACCUUCUUCAAUUUCACAGCUUUUUGCUACCUGAUUGCUUCAAUGGGUUUGCUAGUCAUCUGGAGCUUCGGGCUUGCAUUCUUGGAUGCCUAUGCCUUGGCAAAGAAGAAGGUCCUCCACAAUCCUGUUUUGGUCAGCCUCUUUGUUGUCGGAGACUGGGUCACAGCAACAUUGUCCCUUGCAGGUGCUGCUUCCUCAGCCGGCAUAACAGUGUUGUACUUUAGUGACUUGGGAGAUUGCGGUUUUGGGGAGGAAUGCCAAAAGUACCAAAUGGCAGUUGCCUUGGCCUUCCUGAGUUGGAUAACGAUAGCAAUAUCAUCCCUAAUCAUGUUUUGGAUUUGGGCUGCAGGUUAGACCUUUUGUUGUCUGGGACAUCAUAUAGAGACACUGUUGUAUUUUUUUUAAUCUUUGAUUUGUUUUAACCAGUAAAGCUUGUCUAGAAAAAGAACCAAGCGAUAACAUACUUCAAAAAUGUUUUCAUUUCCACAAUGAAAGUUUUCUGAAGUACUAGUAAAAACGAGUGGAAAAACCGUUCUUCUUGCUGGGAAAAUUGAAUGUUUAGUGGCUGAAUUUGUUCUCGAGUCUAAGCAAAAUUGUUUCAAUGAACCGUGGGUACCAUUGAAUUGAUUAGCUCAUUGGGUAUCAAUGAUUU